Molecule: messenger RNA, 2454 nt
Organism: Lachancea meyersii CBS 8951
Lineage: Eukaryota; Fungi; Ascomycota; Saccharomycetes; Saccharomycetales; Saccharomycetaceae
Source: the annotation of a GenBank genome assembly
AUGUCAGAGGACUACGACAUCUACAAGGAAGGAGGGCUGCUUCGUGGGCGGUAUAAGAAGCUAGACGACAUUAGCGAAGGAUCUUACGGCUACGUAUCGUUGGCAAAUGAUACCAAAACCAAGAAACUGGUGGCAGUUAAGUACAUUUUCAAGAGCGACAGCAACGAUUCCCCACACAGCUCAAAGAAUGGCUCUCUAGAUUCUGAAGAGGAUGAAAAGCUCAAUCAGCUUAAAAAGCACCAGAAAUCUAUGAUCUCAGAAAAAGUGCGCUCAAGGUUGUCGAAAAACGUUUGUUUUGAAGCCCUAUACGAGGUAGAUAUUCACACCAAAGUCGGCAAACACAAGAAUAUCACCGAACUAUUCGACUUCUUCGAUUCUUUCAUCAUAAUGGAAUAUUGUUCCGGAGGCGAUCUAUACGAAGCCAUUCGAGCUGAUUUGGUUCCCAAGAAGACCAAAAUGAUCACUCAUAUUGCAUCUCAAAUUAUGGAGGCUAUCGACUUUGUCCACCAAAAAGGAAUUUACCACAGAGACGUCAAACCUGAGAACAUUCUCAUUGAAGGGUCUGAUUGGACAAUCAAACUUACCGACUGGGGUUUGGCCACAACUGAGGAGACUUCUUCCGAUAGGAGUGUGGGAAGCGAAAGGUAUAUGUCCCCGGAGCUUUUUGAAGACAAUCUAGAUCGCGACGAGGGGUCCGAGCCCUACGUAUGCAGCAAAGUUGACAUAUGGGCAAUUGGUAUUGUUAUGCUCAACCUCGUAUUUCAUAAAAAUCCCUUUAGUGUUGCCAACCAAACUGACAAGUCAUUUUGCUAUUUCGCAGCUAACAGAGAAGCCCUGUUCGAUAUUUUCUCCACAAUGUCGUUUGACUUCUUCCAAGUUCUGAGACAUAGUUUGACCAUAGAUCCCUCUAAUAGGGAUCUGUCCAGCAUGAAAAGGGAGCUCCUACAACUAGGUGAAUACACUCUAGAUGACGACUACUACAAUUCCCUAACGGACGAUGGUUACUCACCCACAAAGUUGAGAGAAGACAGUACUACACCAAUGUCUACCUCGACUACUCCAAUCACCGUAACUGGUGGCACGGAAGUCAACGUUCCUCAGAUUUCCGUUGAAGAAAUCACACCCGCUGCCUCCAUCAAUGAAAAACCUAGGGAAAAAGAGCCCGUUCCUAAAUUUACUUUUACGAAACGUAGCCAUCCUCAGCGCGACAGCGGUCACAAACGGGCCAACCCAAUCAAAAUCGAUGGCUCAGAUGUUCUCAAAAACAGUCGUAAACCUUUGGCCAUACCCACCCCGAAUACUCACAUCAACAACUUUUUCCAGGAGUAUCACGCAAAGGAGAAUGACGACUUCAAUACGCGGGACUUCUUCACUCCACCAAGCGUACACAAUAGGUACAUGGAAGGAAUAUUCAGCACUGUUGGAACCAAAAAUCGAGGACAUAAGAAUCGAAGGCCUAGCUCUAAUAGCAAUCAAAAGUCCACUCCAAAGGCCAACGGUAGCCAUUUAUCGGCAUCUUAUGGUCGACGUGGGUCCACAAUCUCUCAAACCUCUCCCUCUGGCAAAUACAUUCCGCCUCACUCCCGGCCCAGCUCCUUGCACAACGGAUCUCCAAAUAUUCCAACAAUUACUUCUGUGUUAGGUGGUGACAAAGAUAGCACAAACGUGCUGACAAAGAACACGUAUCAUGAGCAGCACGCUAUGACCGUCGAUAACAACGAAAAUGACCUGGAUGAUGUUCUUUUCACUUUAGAAGAAAAUGACAUCGAUAGCUUCACCAAUGACUUGGAUGGGCUAUUGAUAAGCAACGAAACAUUGAAGAAACCUUUAAGUGGUAUUGUAACUGUCGAGGCUCCUGCGAGCGGGAGCGCAGGCGACUUCCCCGAUUUACUGAAAUCACCAGUGUUGAAAGAUGCAAGCUUGAAAGAAAGCGGGACCAACACCUUUUUUGAAGAGCUUCGCCAACAAGCGCCUGUACCCAGUUCUUCAUAUAAACACAAACCAGGUGUUUACGUUCCUCCUCAUCAUAGAAAAAGUUUCAACGGCGGAAUGGGUGGCAAUCAACAAUUGACUCCCCAGGGCGGGGAAACCACGCUGUCCGUUGGUCGCAAUUCCAUUAGCUACGGUGGGUUCAAUACGAGACGCCGAAGCUCUCAAGCUUUGCAUAGUGACAAAGCUAGUUUGCAUGGCAGGUCCUUCAUGGCUCGAAAUCACGGCCAGGCCACAACAGAAGUCCAAAGUAGUGAUAUUUUUGCUGACUCAAAUGCUGUGGUUUUCGAGGAUGACGAGGUCUCCUCUUCCCCAUUUGCAUCCCACAAUAAUUUUCAACCCACCAGUUACAAUUCCUUCAAAAGUGCUCGGACUGGUAGAAAAUCCAGCUCGAUCCAGGAUGAAUUGAUCGGAUCUCUCGAACAGUAUAAGAACAACUGGUUAAUGUUACAACAACAAGAUUGA